AUGUUGCUUCUUGCCAUCUUGUCCAUUCUCCACGGCGUCUCUGCCUUGCCUGCGGCUCAAAACGCCGCUUCUUGUUCGUAUGACGGUCUUUACACGUCCCUCUCGAAGGAUGGGGGCGACUUUUGCUCGAGCAUGGUCAAGACUCCGUGCGAGGUGUCGGUCACGCCUACGCAGUUUACGGCGUAUCCCUCUGAAAAGCUGUCUUCAUACGGGGGGAGGGCCUUGGCUGAUGAUGAGUGUGCCAUGCCCCCUACAGCCACCGGCCAAACGACAGGCGGCGGCGGCGGCGGCAGUGAUGGAAGUACUCUGACGGAUGGAAGCUCUGGCAGUUCUUCGCAGACGGGUGAUUCGGGCUCGAGUGGCCGUGUUUCCGUUGAGCCUUCGAGUAUCUUGCAAGCCACUUCCUCUGGUUCUAUGAUGAGCAGCGGCUCGGGGAGUGCUUCGGGCACGGCGUCGGGGAUCGUUGGAUCUGAUACUGGGUCGAUGACGGGCAAGGUGACGCGGACUUCGUCCGGGGCUGGGGGGAAUGGCUCUGGUAAUGGUGGCAGCUCGGCUGCGUCAGCUUCGGGCUCGGCAUCAGUCUCAGCAUCCGGCAGUGCUUCCUCUGGAAACGGAGGAAACGGCGGAGCAGGGGCAUCAGGUACACAAGGUGCCCAGGGCUCUUCUUCCACCGCCUCAGGAAGUGGUGGCUCGGGAAAUGGUGGCCAGGAGAACUCGGCCACUUCAGCCGGCAGCAUCACCUACACAGGAGCAACACCAACGAUAACCUCUGGCGGAGCAUCCGCAGGCCCCGGCUGGAACAGUUCGGCAGGGUCAUCAUCUCAAGGGGCCGCCGGUACCGGCACCAUGGGCUCUCUGUCCUCGACAGCCACGGGCAGCUCCGGCAACUCAGGGGCAGGAACAGGUUCCGGCAACGCCACGGCAACAGCAACGACUCUCACGUCUGCCCCCUUCAUCACGCCCAGCGGCUUCAACAGCAGCACCAUCAGCCGCAUCGUCAACGCAACCCAGACCGGCCCCCCUCCCCUGCCCGCUGCCAACUUUACGCAGGUCACUCGCACCGGUGCCAUUGUCAAGCCGACAUGCUACCAGAUGCCGCAGCCGGCAGAAGGCUCGACGCGAAGAGCGCUGCUUCACAACACGAAUCUCCGGGAGCAAAACGCAACGAUUCCGUUCCCGUACAUUGAGUCCAUCGACUUCCAGACAGAUGGCGUUGACCCCUUGUAUCUCACCCUGCGCGAUGCAGCCGAGGGAACGCACUACAUCGACAUUUCCAACAGAAGCUACAUUGCCAUUGUGGACUCCCUUUACAAUGCCAUGAUCAUCGAUGCUCAUGGCAUUCACUUCUCGACCAAGAACUGCCAGUACGAUGUGUCCAUCACCAUCGACUCCAUGUACCAGCAGCUGGCUGCGCUUUCUGGCCAGGUCUGUUCCACAGGCGACCAGAAGAUGAUGAAACGCAUGAGCGACGUCGACUUCAACCAGACCCUGUAUCUGCGGGAUCAGUGCGGUAACCCGGUUAAGCAGACGGUGAGGAAGUAUCCAGAGCUCAAGAUCGGGGACACAGACUGCAACGACAUCGACGUCGACGAGGAGACGGGCCGCUGGCUGUUUGCCUGCACAUUCCCUGGCUCGGAUUCAGGAACCUCAAAGUGCGAAUGGGCCGUGAAGAACGAUAUUGAGGAAUUUCUCUUCACGGACCCCUUUGGCGGCGCCUGUCCGGACCUGUCUACCGUCAUCACGACCCUCGAGGCCAACGGGCAGGACUUCAUCAACCCCGAGUCUCUCCGCACGGAGCUGUACAACCAGGGGCUGGACGACGCGCAAAAGGCAGAGGCCAACCUCGUCGUCAUCUACUACGAGCAGCUGUGGGAGAUCCUCAAGCAGGCCUUCUCCAAGCUGCGCACCCAGAGCCCGGACAAGGUCAGCGCCAUCCAGGAGUACAUUGACGUGUACAACCAGUACCGCAACUUCGAGGACGACAUCUGCGAGGACCUGCACGCCGGCGACAUGCCCCUCAGGAUGAGCCUCCGCGCGGGCGUCACCUACAUCGACGCCAUCGCCCGCCUCAACUGGGCGCCCGAGAGCCCCAAGCCCUUCAACGUCACCGUCCAGGACCCGGGCAAGCUCGCGUGCUGCAGCCCCGGGAGCAACGCCAGCAGGGACGAGGCCGCGGGGACGUGCGCGUACCCCCUGAGCGCGCAUCUCGGCGGCACGGGCUGCGUCUGCGGCAACAUGGCCUCGGGGGCGUCGGUGGCCUUUGAGAUUACCGAGUGCGAGAACUUUGUGAGCGAGUGCAAGGUCGAUGAUGAUUGUUCCAAGGCUGGGCAUCCGACGUUUGUGUGCUUGACGGGGAGUUGCUGCGGCACGGGCGUGUGCGUUGAUCCGUAUGAGUGUGCGCAGAACGGCAGUGCGCUGGUGAGGCCAGGCCUCUUCUGA
Molecule: messenger RNA, 2439 nt
Organism: Trichoderma reesei QM6a
Lineage: Eukaryota; Fungi; Ascomycota; Sordariomycetes; Hypocreales; Hypocreaceae
Exons: 4
Coding region: 1-2439 (812 amino acids)
Source: RefSeq, a predicted model, not a curated record